Molecule: messenger RNA, 1056 nt
Organism: Fusarium fujikuroi IMI 58289
Lineage: Eukaryota; Fungi; Ascomycota; Sordariomycetes; Hypocreales; Nectriaceae
Product: related to ADH3-alcohol dehydrogenase III
Exons: 3
Coding region: 1-1056 (351 amino acids)
Molecular function (GO): zinc ion binding; oxidoreductase activity
Source: RefSeq, a predicted model, not a curated record
AUGAGCUCUUCCAUCCCAUCUACUCAAAAGGCAGCCUUAAUCACGAAUCCUGGAAAUGAUGCCCGAAUCAUAAUUCGAUCGGAUAUACCGGUUGGCAAUCCUGGCGAAAACGAGAUUCUUGUAAAGCUUGAAUUUACUGGUCUAUGCGGCUCAGAAAUCCGUGCAUUAUCAGGAUGGGGUCCCUAUAACCCCAUAGUCGGCCACGAAGGUGUAGGAACAGUCGUGAAACUCGGAAAAGAAGUUGACGCAAGCCUACUCAAUAAGCGAGUCGGCGUAAAAUGGCUCUACAGCGCCUGCGGGACGUGCACCAUUUGCAAAAAAGGCUAUGCCAACAACUGUCCCAAACAGCUUAACACAGGAAAACAUGUCCCCGGUACUUUGCAAGAAUACGUGAUUGCAGAUGCGAGAUACAUUACUGAGAUUCCAGACGGUCUUGUUGGUGAAGUCGCUGCCCCGUUACUCUGUGCGGGUUUGACGAUGGCUGGUGCUGUGUCGAAGCUGAAGGGAUAUGCUGAGAGGGGCGAUUGGGUUAUUAUAUCUGGCUCAGGAGGUGGACUUGGUCAUCUGGGUGUACAGAUUGCUAGUAGGUUGAACGGUCUGCGGGUUAUUGCUGUUGAUACUGGAGAGUCCAGACGGAAGUUGAGUUUGGACAGUGGCGCCGAGCACUUUAUCGACUUUGACACAGAGAACGUGGAAGCAAAGGUCAAGGAGAUGACGGGUGAGGGAGCAUCCGCUGUCUUGGUGGUGACUGGCUCUCAAGAAGCUUUCAUCCAAGCACCGAGUCUAGUACAGAACAUGGGGAUCAUCGUCACGAUUGGUCUGCCGAGAAACGACUUUACCAUCCCGCUCUCUGCAACUAUAUGUUCCGCAAGAUCGCUGACUGUCACCGGCGUUGCGGUUGGCACAGAAGAGCAGAUGGAGGAGCUCUUGCAGCAUGCCCUUGAAGGAACCAUACUCCCCGAGGUUAAGGUUCUUGAGUUUGAGGAAGUGGGCAAUGUUAUUGAGGGCUUGAAACGACAGGAAGUCACUGGUAGAAUAGUCGUCAGAAUACCAUGA